CCCCUGAUGAGGCUAUUCCCACUCGCCCCACAGCACACCGAACCUUCUAGCAACGCGCUCAGACCAGCGCGCCGACGAGGAUAAGUAUGCUUGCGAGCUACCAGAGUCUGUUGUCUCUCCUUUUCUUCUCCAAGUUCAGUGUACUCGUAGAGUCGUCAACAGCUAGUUGCAAUAUACUGCCUGAGACCGUUACAGUUGUGAACCCUUUGGCUUCACCGAACCUCACCCCGUUGUCAAUUAAACCUUCAGAAGUCCCUUUCAGAAGUUGGCGUUUCGAGAUUCGUCACAGGUCAACGUCGCUCUCGUCCCUGCAGGUCACUCUGAUCCGCUCUAGAUUCCUGGCUUCCUUCACUACCACUACGUAUCGCCAGGUUCUCUGGUUCUCGUAUAUCUGGAUCUCUGCCUUGAUUACCUUCCUUAUAGCUGCUACUUGGACUUUCCCUUUCUUACUUUCCUCUACUCUAGACGUAUCAACUAUAUAGAACAGGGUGUCCGUGAAGGUCGUCGGUGUUAUAUUCGACAGGGAGAAGGUUCGCAGCCAACUCGGUUAGCUUGCUGGCGGCGUAUAAG
This is a messenger RNA of Parathielavia appendiculata, 570 nucleotides long. RefSeq lists its product as uncharacterized. Bases 87 to 482 code for a protein of 131 amino acids. NCBI's taxonomy places the organism in Eukaryota, Fungi, Ascomycota, Sordariomycetes, Sordariales, Chaetomiaceae. The transcript has a single exon. The record is from RefSeq and is a predicted model, not a curated record.